GCUGGGUCUCCAUUUGGUGCGCGGUUCAGAAGUAUACUCAACAUGAUCAGCAGGUCGUCACUGGUGCUGCUGGCGGGCUUGCUAGCCCUGGCCAACGGAAUGGUGCGUGAGGGUUGGUUCGAGACCCGGGUGGACCACUUUUCGCCCCGUAACAUGGACACGUUCUCGAUGCGGUACUACUCCAACGAUGAGCACGCGUACGCCAAGGGACCGAUCUUUGUUAUUGUGGGCUCCAACGGACCAAUUGAGACGCGUUACCUGCGGGAAGGUCUGUUCUACGACACUGCUUACCUGGAGGGUGCGUACCUGUUUGCGAACGAGCAUCGCUACUUUGGACACAGUCUGCCCGUUGAUGAUGCCAGCACGGAGAACUUGGAUUUCUUGACGGUUGAUCAGGCUCUAGCUGACUUGGCAGCAUGGAUCCACCAUCUGAGGCACGAGGUCGUUGGUAAUCCUCAAGCCAAGGUCAUCCUGAUGGGUUGGGGCUACGGUGGUAGUCUCGCUACCUGGUUCCACACCCAGUUCCCGCAUCUGUCCGACGGUGUGUGGGUUUCGAGUGGUAACAACAAUGCCGAUCUGGACCUUCCCGAGUACAUGGAAUCGCUGGGAAAUACCAUUGGUGAGUUUGGUGGCCGUGACUGUUACAGCACCAUCUUCAGCAGCUUCCUGGUCGCGCAGAACUUGAUCGAACUCGAUCGUUCCGAGCUGCUCACCGAGAUGUUCCACCUGUGCGAUGAUCUGAACACCGAUAACCGAUGGGACACGACGGCGUUCCUGCUGGGACUGCAACGAGACAUUGAAGAUGAAAUGAUGCAUCUGCGCAACACGAUGUCGACCACCUACAUGUGCGUCAACAUCCAAGAUCCGGAAAUCGGCAACAGUUUGUACUCGCUGAGAAACUGGUUCGCCCGCGAGCAUCAGUACGAGCAGUGUGUUAACCUUGGCUUCGAGCACUACAUGGCCCCACUGCUGGAGACCAACUUUGACGACGAAGAUCUGCAGGCCGGACACCGCCAGCGAUUGUACCUCCAGUGUACCGCCCUCGGGUUCUUCCCGACCACCGAUUCGAUGUACCAACCGUUCGGCACUCAAAUCGACAGCGAUUUCUACGUCGAAGUUUGCCAGCAAGCCUUUGGCUUUCCCACCGAGGAAUCCAUCACCUUGGGAGUAUUCCGCACCAACGCUCGUUUCGGAGGCCGCCAACCCGACAUUGCAAACGUGCACUUUACCCACGGAGAUAUCGACCCGAUGAUGUUGACCGGGAUUACGAGCGAUUUGAAUGACGACGCUCCGGCCACCGUGAUUCCAAAUACCUUCUUCGCGCCAGAUCUGGAAUCGAUCGACUACGAGAACGAUUCGCCCGAACUGAUUGAAGCCAAGGAGCGAACCCGCACGCUGAUUGACAUCUGGAUCUACCAGGGAUUCGAGCCGAUCGCGGUCUAAGUGCUAGGGAAUGUAUGAGUUAGUGAUUAAAAAACUAUUGGUUUCAAUAAAUGAUGAGUUCAAUAGAUGGUCAUGCCAAAAUUUA
This is a messenger RNA of Culex pipiens pallens (northern house mosquito), 1528 nucleotides long. Its product is annotated as putative serine protease K12H4.7. Gene Ontology annotation, biological process: proteolysis. Gene Ontology annotation, molecular function: serine-type exopeptidase activity; dipeptidyl-peptidase activity. Bases 43 to 1443 code for a protein of 466 amino acids. NCBI's taxonomy places the organism in Eukaryota, Metazoa, Arthropoda, Insecta, Diptera, Culicidae. The record is from RefSeq and is a predicted model, not a curated record. The transcript has 2 exons.